Messenger RNA from Limulus polyphemus (Atlantic horseshoe crab), 1987 nucleotides. Its product is annotated as MIF4G domain-containing protein-like. Bases 282 to 1505 code for a protein of 407 amino acids. Gene Ontology annotation, molecular function: protein binding; RNA binding; translation activator activity. Lineage: Eukaryota; Metazoa; Arthropoda; Merostomata; Xiphosura; Limulidae. The transcript has 7 exons. Gene Ontology annotation, cellular component: cytosol. The record is from RefSeq and is a predicted model, not a curated record. Gene Ontology annotation, biological process: regulation of translational initiation.
UCUGGGACCACGAGCAUUUUCAGUCAGAACGACGACUGGAAGAGGCGGGAUGCGAAAAUGGCGAUAAAACCAGUUGAAUUCUUCUAGACUGAAGCUUUUACGAAUUUCCUCGAAUUUAUUUACUUUUUCAACAAUACGAAUCCAAGUUUUGCACUUAGUGCUUAUCGAAUUGACGGAAAACGAACAUCACUGACCCUCUCCAUACGAGAGCGGCGAAAAGAAACUUACUUGGAGUUUGGGUAGGUAAUAAGACAGACAAACAGAAAGUGAUACGUAAAGAGAUGGGUGAAGACGACUCAAAAACGUCUUCAAGUCUGAACAUGAACCAACAUUUCUUGCACAAGUUUCAACACAGCCAGUCAGUUCGCCAACAGAAUAAAGAAGACGGUACACGACGCCAAGAUGGUGGCAAACAGACCCGUAAAGUAGCUUUUCCGUCUAAGUUCAAACCUAGUAUGGAAAUUUAUCGCCCUCCAGGUGUUCGUGUUGCUGGUGACAUGACUAGUUUUAUGAAGCAGAUUCCAGCAUCAGUAACCAAUGGCCAUUAUAUACAGAAUGACAUAAUUAAUACCACAAACAUGGCGCCGCUUUCGGAGUCAUUAUCACAAAAAACAAAUAUUGGAAGCCCUAAAGUUCACUUUCAGUGUAGUCCCACAAAGUUCUCUGGCCAUCGCUCUAGCACUCUCAAGCGGUCGAAGAGUUUCGGAGGAGCUGAGGUUAUGGAGAUGGCCGCUGCAGGAUUUGAUCGUGAUGGCUAUCCAAUUGAAUAUCAAGGGCUUGUAAAAAAAGCUUUACAAGAUCCGAACUCUCUUUCAUCCCGUCAGUUGAUGGAAGUGGUUCGAGUCCUCUGCAACAAAGCUGUUCAAAGUAUCCAGCAUGCAGAACCUGCCGCUCAGAUGUGUUUCACCAUAAUUGAAAAAGACAACAGUGAAACAUUUCUGGAAAGUCUUCUCAACUCUUGCCGGGAGUGGUACAAUGAACGAGACAAGCUCUUACGAUCACCUCUGACGUCAUGUCAUGGAGGACUGGAUGGUACAGGAGGAACCUUCCGCCGAUGGACUGCUUACAUCUUCUUCCUCACGGAACUCUUCCUUCGCUUCAAAAGUCGACACCGAAACGUUAUCAUGACUAUGUCGGCACAAGGGGGUGCCCUUAGCAAUUCUCCAACCCCCACGCCAGCUGUAGAAGAUCGGUCACUGUCGUUGAUGAUGCUAAUUUAUGAAUGCUGCGAAAUAAUUCUGAAACCACCAUCUUUAAACUGUGUGGCUGAGAUCGAGUGUCUCCGCUCUGUGCUGACCUCUGUUGGCCGCCAAUUGCAACUUGACUCUCCCCAGCGAAUGCGUCAGUUGGUUAGUUUAAUGCGGGACGCAUUUAUCAAUCCGUCCAUUUCCUCCCAGAUACGAAAAACUCUUUUGGAACUUGUGGAGCUGCAUGCCAGCCAGUGGCAACUGGAUUUGCCGCAGUCCAUGUAUUACUUUCCAUACACAAGCAUGGAACGGAAAUGACACCUUAGUACUAGAUUUAAUUAAAUUUAGUGAUUUAACCAAACAAGGUUAAAAAGCAAUCGUAAAAAAUAAUACAAUAUCGUUCAUAAUCUUGAAAGGUAUCACUAUUCAGGUAUUACCGAAUAUCUAUCGUUUGUUGACAUGAGAAUAAAAUGAUCAUCGAUUGAUCACCUGAUUUGCUCAGCAUGUAGCAAACGCAACUAAACAUUUUUCGAGAUAUUUAGUAUAACGUUGGAUACAAAGGUGAAACAAUGUGGUUUAAAGAAAGUGAAAAGUAUUUGUUUAAAAACAAUUUCAACUGGUUUUUUUCUUCUAACUUUUCCAUCAAAACUUUACAUCAUUUGGUGGCGAAAACAUGAUGUAAGAUAAAAAUUACUUCUGUCUGGUAGAUAUUGUUUUGCUUGCUAGUCUAUAUUUAAUAUAUAUAUAUAUAUAUAUAUGUAUUUAUUUCCUAAAAGUAUUUUAAGUAUAUGAAAUUUAUG